This is a messenger RNA of Phragmites australis (common reed), 1350 nucleotides long. Its product is annotated as protein bfr2-like. NCBI's taxonomy places the organism in Eukaryota, Viridiplantae, Streptophyta, Magnoliopsida, Poales, Poaceae. The transcript has a single exon. The record is from RefSeq and is a predicted model, not a curated record. Bases 1 to 1350 code for a protein of 449 amino acids.
AUGAGCAAAAAAGAUGAAGACGAUGAUGAAGAUGAAUACGACGAUGAUGAAGAUGAAGACUAUGAGGACGAAGAAGGAGAGGAAAUACAUUAUGACUCCAGCGAAGAUGAGGAUGAGGAGGAUCAAGGUUCAGAGAGCGAAAAUGAAGCAUGUGCAGGUGAUGAGGAGGAGGACUUAGGCAAAUAUGAUGAUGAGUCGAGUGAGAAGGAGUGCAACAAUGAGUCCGUUGCGCAUGCAGAAUCUGAAGAGCAGAAUCUGAGAGGUCAUGACAAGGAAGAACAAAAACAAGAUAGGCAUGAUGAUGAAAUACAGAUUGAGGAAGACAUGGAGGAAAAGGAAACACCUCUGGUUAGGCGGCUAAGGAAGGACAGAGGCGUGGAGAAAGGACAAUGUGAACUAGAUAGGGAGCAGAAAGCAUCUGGAACAGCUGCUAUUCAUGAGGAACAAGGAGUUGGAGAAUUGGCCAACAACAAAGUCAUAGAGUUACCGUUACCAGAGCAUCUAGAAGAUGUGCAACAUGGAAUAAAUAGCAACACUAAGAAGAGAGGCGCUCAACAAGAUGAUUGUAGUGAGAAGCGUUGGAAGAAAUUGAAGAGGGAGAGGUUAAGGCUACUUGUCCCAGCAGAUAGUGUGAAGAAUGAAAACUUCAUUUUAAAGAAGAGCAAAUCAAUAGAUGAUGUCCUAGAGACAAAAGAUGUUACACCACCUAUUGCUAGGAGCAAUUCUUGGGAUUUCCCGGCACCAGAAUGUAACAUCAUGAAGUUCAUUGAUAUUAACUCUGAUGGGAUUGAGUAUGAAGAAAAAAAUUUAGAGCAAACAAAGGUUGAUUUGAUUCAGGCUAAAGAAGGCCUAAGGAAUAUCACUGUACAUGAUACAAUAGCUAAGAAAGACACAGCACCACAAUUUGAAAUCAGUAACAAGGAGGAUUCAGAUGAUUCAUUUGCAAACAUACCUGAGGAAAUGCUACAGAAAAUGGAAGAAGAUGCAAGAAGGCAUAUAGAAGAAAAGAAUGUUGCAAACUUGCUUCCUGCAGGGAUCACAUACAAACAAGAUGAAGCUGCAGCAACUAUGCAAAGCAUUGCAGUAGUUCAAACUGAUGAAAUUGGAGAAAAAACCCCAGCAACAACCAAUCUUGAACCUGCUACUACACCAAGUACAUCUGGUACACUAGCAUUUGAACCUACCCCCAGAAGGCUUCUGAAGAUCCCAGCUACAAUGAGGUCUCUAUUUAUCGACUACGAUAAUAAGAACAACUUUAAAUGCAGUAAGGUUGUUUGCAUGGUGUACAACGCGGUGUGCAGAGCCACUGGAAGGACUACAAGGUCAAGCCAAAGUUCCAAUGAGACAUAG